Messenger RNA from Durusdinium trenchii, 1423 nucleotides. NCBI's taxonomy places the organism in Eukaryota, Dinophyceae, Suessiales, Symbiodiniaceae. The record is from the annotation of a GenBank genome assembly.
ACUCGAUUUAAAGUAAUUUUUGUUUUUGUUUCAUAUCAUAUGUGCUUAGACUCUGAGAAAGUACAACUGUCCUACAAGAAUCUAUUAAACGUAUUUGCCUGCUGUAGACUUUCAGAAAGUACACUGAUUCAGCCAAGGCAUUGGCCGAAGACAUGGGCUACUGCCGUUUCUCCCGUCAAGGAGUGUUUAUUUUGGAGCGUUGCUUUCAGCGGGAGCAGAGCAGAGUGGUGUUGAUGCCUAUGGUCCAUGUGGCGAACAAAGAGUUCUUCACCUCAACCUUGCGUAGCGAACGGUUUCACCACUUCGACGCGUAUACCAUGAGGGUCAUGUUGGAUGCUCGGAUGAUGUGGAUUUUCCACAUUGGCGAUUCACUCCAUCACUGAGAGAGGCAUCUCCAAUGGCAGCUGCAUUGGAGAUGUGUUGGGUGGUUUGGUUUCGACCCCCACUGGCGACGAACAAUGCGCUGUGUCGGAGACUGGGCUGGCCAGAGCUUGUUCUGCAGCCUGAGCCUUUGUGCAGGAAUGAGAGCACCGGGAGACCACACCGAAGACCGCGCUUCGUGUGCACAGACUCCACCAGCUUGGUCGAGACGCUGCUCUUCAUGGCUACACUGCACCGGCGCGACGCUCGCGCGGAGCGGAUGGUGAAUGCUUUGCUGGCUGAGUGGCCAACGACGAAGAGCUUUGCUGUCCCAUGGGGAUUGGCACACAUGCACUACAUUGAGAAUCAGCUGCUGGCGGAAGGCUUCUUGACCGAGCUCGUGACAGCUCGACCGGCGUGGUGAUCGCGGGCGCAACCGCCCCAGGCUUCGUUGAACGGGAGGACGGCUACAAGGAGCACCUCGUGGCAUGGCCGUGAGGACGUACCACAUAGUACCACGAGUAGCCUCCGGCGACGAUGGAGAUUGGAUGAUGUUGGGAUGACCGACCGGAUUCUGAGUUUGGCAGGUCCGAAAGUCCUUGCCAGAACCUGGUGCUGCCGUGACUGCCGUUUUCAGAGCAUCAAGCGUGGAAGAAGAAGCAUGAACAACAUAUCAAGAAGAUCAAGAAGAGGGACCCUUACAUAAACGGUUUUUUGAUAAACUGUUUGAUCCGUUUUGGUGUUCAUUCAUGCACCUGGCUGUGACCAUUACAUUGCUUUCCAUCCAAAAACCCACGUGUCGCGCAAGGCCUGUGGCUGGGGUCCAGCUAUCACAGUUCAUUUGAUCAUUCUGACCUGGUGGUGGUUCCUCCACACAUUCUUCGAGACCUUGCUGCGGUGGUUUGGUACUGGGCGGAUCUAUAUCCGAAUGCCUUUCUACUGCUUGUUUGGGGCGACGUUGCACCUUGGUGCCGAGGUGCACCAACAAAAUGGGAUGCCGACUUCCCCUGAAGCGACACACGUGAACACGCGUACUGCGUGCCGCGCCACUGAUGUGCAGUCG